CUCGGGCGCAUACGUCUCUGCCUGACGCAUUUUGCCGCACAAGCUGUAAUAUGGCGGCAGCAACAGCGGCCUGAACUCCGAGGAACUGGGGUGGUUUCUGAUGCUUCAAAAUCGUAGUCUAUGUCUGUAGUCUACUGGAGGGUUGAAAGGAGCAAAAAGAUUGGAUUUUUCUCUAUUUAAAGGUUGAAGUACUGAAGCCAUGGGAAUAAAGGUUCAGCGUCCUCGAUGCUUUUUUGACAUUGCCAUUAAUAAUCAACCUGCUGGAAGAGUUGUCUUUGAAUUAUUUUCUGAUGUGUGCCCCAAAACAUGCGAGAACUUUCGUUGUCUUUGUACAGGUGAAAAAGGGACAGGGAAAUCUACUCAGAAGCCAUUACACUAUAAGAGUUGUCUCUUUCACAGAGUUGUCAAAGAUUUUAUGGUUCAAGGUGGUGACUUCAGUGAAGGAAAUGGGCGAGGAGGAGAAUCUAUUUACGGCGGAUUUUUUGAAGAUGAAAGUUUUGCUGUCAAACACAACAAAGAAUUUCUUUUGUCAAUGGCCAACAGAGGGAAGGAUACAAAUGGUUCACAAUUCUUCAUAACAACGAAACCAACUCCUCAUUUAGAUGGCCAUCAUGUUGUUUUUGGUCAAGUGAUUUCCGGUCAAGAAGUUGUAAGAGAGAUAGAAAACCAGAAAACAGACGCAGCUAGCAAACCAUUUGCUGAGGUGCGGAUACUCAGUUGUGGAGAGCUAAUUCCCAAAUCUAAAGCUAAGAAGGAAGAGAAGAAAAGGCAUAAAUCAUCAUCUUCCUCAUCAUCCAGUGACUCAGAUAGCUCCAGUGAUUCUCAGUCCUCUUCUGAUUCUUCUGAUUCUGAUAGUGCUUCUGAAGAGAAAUCAAAAAAAAGAAAAAAGAAACAUAGGAAAAAUUCCCGAAAACACAAGAAAGAAAAGAAGAAGCGAAAGAAAAACAAGAAAAGCGCAUCUAGUGAAAGUGAGGCUGAAAAUCUUGAAGCACAACCCCAGUCUACUGUCCGUCCGGAAGAGAUCCCUCCUAUACCUGAAAAUAGAUUCCUAAUGAGAAAAAGUCCUCCUAAAGCUGAUGAAAAAGAAAGAAAAAACAGAGAGAGAGAGAGAGAGAGAGAGUGUAAUCCACCUAACUCCCAGCCUACUUCGUACCAGAGGCGACUUUUAGUUACUAGGUCUGGCAGGAAAAUCAAAGGAAGAGGACCAAGGCGCUAUCGAACUCCUUCUAGGUCCAGAUCAAGGGAUCGUUUCAGACGUAGUGAGACUCCUCCACAUUGGAGGCAAGAGAUGCAGAGAGCUCAAAGAAUGAGGGUGUCAAGUGGUGAAAGAUGGAUCAAAGGGGAUAAGAGUGAGUUAAAUGAAAUAAAAGAAAAUCAAAGAAGCCCAGUUAGAGUAAAAGAGAAAAAAAUACCUGAUCACAGGCAUGUGUCGGAGAGUCCAAACAGGAAAAGUGAAAAGGAAAGGAAAGUUAGGGACCAUGAAUCUAACAGCAAAGAGAGAGACAUCAGGAGAAAUUCAGAGAAAGAUGAUAAAUAUAAUAAAAACAAGGUGAAGAAAAGGGCCAAAUCCAAAAGUAGGAGUAAGAGCAAGGAGAAAUCAAAGAGUAAAGAGAGAGAUACAAAGCAUAGUAGACAUGAAGAAAGGAGGGUGAGGUCGAGGAGUAAGGAAAGGGAUCAUGAGAAUGUUAAAGAAAAAGAAAAGUCUGAUUCUAAAGGAAAAGAUCAGGAAAGGAGUAGAAGUAAAGAGAAGUCUAAGCAGUUAGACACAAAAGGUAAUGAACAUGAUCGUAAUAAAAGUAAGGAAAAGGACAGAUAUGCACAGUCUAGGAGUAGAGAACGGGAUAUAGCGAAAGGCAAGCACAGUUAUAACAGCAGAACAAGGGAACGGAGCAGAAGUAGGGACAGGGGCAGAAGAGCACGAUCCAGAAGCCAUGACCGAGAUAGAAGCAGAAGCAAGGAGUACUAUAGAUACAGAGAACAGGAAUACAGGAGAAGGGGAAGGUCACGAAGCCGAGAGAGAAGAGCCACCCCAGGAAGAUCCAGAAGUAAAGACGGGAAGAGGAGGAGGAGAGAUUCGCGGAGCUCAGAAAGAGAAGAAAGUCAAAGCAGAAAUAAAGAGAAAUAUAGAAACCAAGAAAGUAAGAGUUCACACAGAAAAGAAAAUUCUGAGGGUGAGAAGAGAAUGUACUCUAAAAAUCGUGAUCAUAGUAGCUCAACUAGUAACAGGGAAAAAAAAGGUGAUAGAGAUCAAAGUCCAUUCUCAAAAACAAAACAAAGUAGUCAGGACAAUGAAUUAAAGUUCUCUACAUGGAAAAAUAAGGAGGAUGAGAAGACCAGAUCCUCAGUGGAAAAAGAAAACCAGAAAUCAAAGGGUCAAGAAAAUGACCACAUACAUGAUAAAAAUAAAAAAUUCAAUCAUGAAUCAAGUCCUGGAACAGAUGAAGACAAAAGUGGAUGAGCGAGUCACAUGAGCUUCUCUCGGUGUCUCAGAUUUUAAGUUUUAGAGACUUGCUGAUGAAUCUCCUCUAUGUUGUUUUCCUCUCUCUAUUGUUUUUGGGUUGUUUUAUGUUCUUUUUCUUUUUUUUUUAAUGUGGACUUUAUUGAGUUGAUCUUUUGAUAAUCUGCAACCUGGAUAAUUUGUACUGCUAAAGUUUUAAUAAACUUGAAAUGAGAAAAACACUUUGGUGUAAUACUGUGUGCUGUGUUUAACUACUUCAUGUAUGCAUUUUUUGUGUUGCAACAAUCAGCCAAUGGCAAACAUGCUGUUCUACACCCUAGUUUGUUUGAUCAGCCAGUUGGACACAAGCAUAACUGAUUGUUGGAAUACAUUGUUAAAAAAGCUUGUGUUUCUCAUAAUUAAAGUAACUUUAGCAGCUCCUAGGUAGAAGAAAUCUUGUGUAGAUUUUCUCAUUGUAUUUAUAAUAGAGGCUUGCUGUAACAACUUAAUUACACAGAAGCAGAACCCUAAUAACUUGAAAUCUUAAGUCAUCAUUUUUGAUUUUAUAGUAAUUUGUGCUUUAAGAUAGAUAAUAUUUAGUAAUUAUUGUACUUCGUAUGUUACUCUUUACAGUUUCAUCUGUAGCUUGUUUCAUAUUAAUAUUUUUCCUGUCUAAACUGCCUUCAAAAAUAGUUGUUUUCUUUUCACUUGAUGUUCUGAUUGAGCUUGACUUGCUGUUAGACAGCAGCAUCUAGCAAGAACUAUACCUUGAAAGAUCAGAUUGUAAUUCUCAAUUCUGUGUGCUUUUGGUCUGAAAAGAUGAAACUUUUGCUUUUGGGGAACACUUUUUAUUACUAUUAUUGUUACCCUUCUUUAAAAUGAAAAAAGUACAUUUCUUACUAAAACUUACCACUUGUGCAGGUUUUAAGUUAGAUUCUAAAAAUCGUUAGUAUUGACACAUUAACUUUCAAGAUUUCUCUUUUUGGCCACUGACCUAUAUAGAGUUGUCAUCUCUGCAUGAUUGUUGUUUUUUGUUUUUUUUAACUUGAACUGACUUCUCUAACUCUCAUAGCUGUGGGUUUGAAAGGGGGAAAAAAAGCGUCUUUCUAUAUAUGUAUCACAGUAAGCUAUAGCAUGUUUAUGACUCUGGUUUCUUUCUAUUCAGGUGGUUCUAUAUCCUUUGUGUUAACACUGUUAUAACUUGGCAUGUCUAACAUUGCCGUGUAGAAUACAAAGUUACAAAAUUUCAUAGCUUGCAGAGUUAAAAUACCAAAAUCCAUUUAGAAUUGUGCGUUGUAUAUUGCUAUUUUUGUGAUGUGUGGCCUUUUUUCCCUGUAAUUUCUCUUUUAAAUAAAAUAUUGAACAUACAGCAAACACAAAACCUGCCUCAUUUGAAAAGAAAUUUCAGAAUUCCAAUUAAUAGUAGCCAGUAGACUGUUUUGUACUUUAAAUAUUUGUCAGUAUGGUGUCAACUAUACACCUAGGUAGCUUCUUGGUAAACCUAGUAGCUAUUCAAUGCUGUUUGUACUGAGCAAAGCAAUGCUUAACCCAUUAUUGAUGAAAACUUUGGCAUUGUGGUAGCUGUUUGCAUAAUGAAUAGCGUCAUGAUUAUAAGAUUGGAUUAUCUCGAAACAUCCACAGUGGACUCCAAAUUUUUUUUAAUGAUAAAAAAAAGUAGAUGUUUAUUAUAAUAAUCCAGGCUGAUUGAUUCCUUAGACUUUGACCACAGAUCAACCUGAGAGAUAAUUGAGUCUUGGGUGCCCAAGCUGUAUAAUCUGUUGCAUAUUUUUAAUUAUUGUUUUAAAUUCAGUAAGCUGCAUUUUAAAAAUCGUUGUUACAAACUAUUUGACCUUCAAGAAAGGUGCUAUUUAAGAAAGGAUUUCUAACAAACAGUUAAUAAAAAAAAUAUAUAAAAACCCAUGCUAAGUAAAAAUAUUUCUGUUAUCUGAUCCCAGAGCUUUAUCUACUAAGAAUUAUUAAGUAACCAUAAGGGAAAAAAAAUAAUUUCUGUAAGUAGUAUUCGCCUGUUUUGGUUAUAAAAAGAGCAACUCCAUGCUAAGCUUUAUUUAUAGGCCUUUUUAAAAAAGCUUUUUAGCUAUUUUUACAGUAGAACAUAAUAGUGAAGGAGUUGAGAGAUGACAAUCAGCUAGAUUUUAUUUUCAGAAUUUAAACAGCAUUAACUGAACCUCAAGUCUGCCUUUGCUUAUGAAUAGCACAUGACUCAAAUGGUCCUUUCCUAACAUUAUUGUGUUUUUAAUAGUUGUGCCACCUUUAGUUUUUACUUUGAACAUAACUAUUUUCCUGAAAGUCAACAAUUUAAUUCUUUCCUGUCAAGUUGAUCUUACAGUUCUGUCAGAGUUUUCAGUUGACUUCACAGUACCUUUAGUUUAAUAUCCUCUUAAAGAUAUUUAAACUUGUUUACUUGAUUGCUUGAUUAGCAAUAUCAGAUUUUUUUUCAUGAUUGCUAUUUUAUGUACAUCAUUUUUCUGGGUAAAUAUCUGCCAGAGAAAUUAACAUUAGAGAGAAAUGUUAAUGAACAGUGUAGAGAAGCUACUGGGUUGCAUUAAAACAUUUUUAAUAACGCUCUUGUUAGUUUUUAAGAGCAUUGUAGUUUCUAAGUUCCUUAAUGAAAUCCCUCAUAAAAGUUUCAAAAGAAUUUGAUAAAUCCGUCUGCACAAGGGUGAUAUUCAUAUUGGCUUUGCUUGAAUGGCCUUUGAUGCUUGUACCCAGUGAAAAGUAUGAAACUGAAAAGUACAAAUUUCUUAGUAUUAUGGACAGGAACACAUUGGGUUGCUGGUCUUUGGGUAUUGCUAUUACACGAUUCUAAUUUGUUCUCAGGUCAGUAUGUGGAAGAAGUUGGUAUGCUCUUAGUAGUUCAUUGUGCUUUACUGGCAAUUUUCAUCCACUUUAAACAUUUUAUAGUUUAUAUAGUUCUAUAGGAAUGUGUUUGUUUACCUUCACCAGAAGCUAUUUAAAUGUAUACCAUAUAGUUGAUUGUUACAAAGAAACAAAAUGGAUAACUUUUCUGUCUCCUUUUGGUCAUAUUUACUGUAGUUUAGCAUUCAUUUACAGUUGGAUAAACUCUCCAAGGAUUAUAGGUUUAUAACUUGUUUAUUAUGAAAAGAUGUGUUCUGUUAUAAAUACUCAUUUAAAAAAUUAAUGAAAAUAAACUUCCGGAAGCGCAGCAUUGGCUGAUUCUUCUCUGUAGUGGGUUUCCCAGCUGCCUUUAAACGAUGCAGGCCAACUCUGGCCUGUGGUGUGACACGAGAAGUGAAUAUUAAAGGAAAACAAAAAGUUCCAUCAGUAAGAUUGGAGAAGGGAGUUGUUUUUUCUUUUUAAAUACAGGACUGAAUGGUGGGGUUGAUUUGUGUUUCUGCCUUUUUUUUUUUUUAAGCAAAUUCCUAUGUUACCAAAAAUACGUGGCUGUAUAUUUUAUUCCUCUUUUGUGUGCUUGUAGUAUUUUGAAGGAUUGAUAAAUGAACCAGGUGUUUUUGUAUGUGGGGAUGUUGGAAGUUAUGGAAGGGAAAAACAAAUGAAGUUAAUGUACUGCUUUUCCUUGCUCAGAAGUCACUGUGAUGUAUAUUUUUUUAAUGAAAUUGAGGAAUAAAGUUGUCACAAUUGUAUGAUUAGUUUGAAAAUGCUGUUUCUCUUGUCAGUAACUUUUCUGCAAAAAGCAUUGUACAGAAUUUAAGCCCUGAAACUGUAUCAACUUUUAUAGCUCAACAUUGUAUUAAAUAAACUAUAUUAUAACAGUU
Messenger RNA from Manis javanica (Malayan pangolin), 6192 nucleotides. RefSeq names its product peptidylprolyl isomerase G (gene PPIG). Gene Ontology annotation, biological process: protein peptidyl-prolyl isomerization; protein folding. Gene Ontology annotation, cellular component: mitochondrion; cytoplasm. Gene Ontology annotation, molecular function: peptidyl-prolyl cis-trans isomerase activity; cyclosporin A binding. The record is from RefSeq and is a predicted model, not a curated record. NCBI's taxonomy places the organism in Eukaryota, Metazoa, Chordata, Mammalia, Pholidota, Manidae.